Molecule: messenger RNA, 429 nt
Organism: Rattus rattus (black rat)
Lineage: Eukaryota; Metazoa; Chordata; Mammalia; Rodentia; Muridae
Product: proteasome maturation protein-like
Exons: 1
Coding region: 7-429 (140 amino acids)
Biological process (GO): proteasome assembly
Cellular component (GO): nucleus; cytoplasm
Source: RefSeq, a predicted model, not a curated record
UCCAAGAUGGACGCCAGAGGCCUUGGGUCGCAGCUGAAGGACAGGAUUCCAGUUGCAGAACUCUCAGCCAGUGGACCCUUUGAGAGUCAUGAUCUUCUCCGGAAAGGGUUUUCUUGUGUGAAAAGCGAACUUUUGCCCAGUUACCCUCUUGAAUUAUCAGAAAAAAAUUUCCAGCUCAACCAGGACAAGAUGAACUUUUCCACCCUGAGGAACAUCCAGGGUCUGUUUGCUCCCCUGAAGUUACAGAUGGAGUUCAAGGCAGUGCAACAGGUUCAGCGCCUUCCGUUUCUCCCGAGCUCAAACCUCUCACUGGAUAUUUUGAGGGGCAACGAUGAGACCAUUGGUUUUGGGGAUAUUCUUAAGGAUCCAUCACAAAGUGAACUGAUGGGCGAGCCUCACUUGAUGGAAUAUAAGCUGGGCUUGCUGUGA